AUGGACGCAAGUGGUGACAUCGGCGCCAAGCGCAAGCGCAGCGCUGUCGCCGGUGCUGCGGAGCGGCCGGUCAAGCACCUCAAGCCUGAGGGAUCGGCGCUAACCCCCGGAGACUCAACCCCGGCCAAUGGAACGGUAUACGAUAUCGAGGAGGAUGACGAUGCUAGCCGCAUGAUACCUGUUGGCCCGGCGCAAGCAGACUCGCCCGAAUGGCAGGCCACCAUUGAGACCGUGGUCAAGAGCGUCGUGUCUAUCCACUUCUGUCAGACCUGCUCUUUUGACACCGAGCUUUCCAUGAGCAGUCAAGCGACUGGUUUCGUCGUUGAUGCUGAGCGCGGAUAUAUCUUGACGAAUCGACAUGUGGUGUGCGCUGGUCCAUUCUGGGGAUACGUCAUCUUUGAUAACCACGAGGAGUGUGACGUCCGUCCUGUCUAUCGAGACCCCGUUCACGAUUUCGGCAUUCUCCAGUUUGACCCCAAGGCCAUCCGAUACAUGAACUUGACCGAGCUCAAGCUUCAGCCGGACGCUGCUCGAGUUGGUGCCGAGAUUCGCGUGGUUGGUAACGAUGCGGGUGAGAAGCUGAGCAUUUUGUCCGGUGUGAUCAGUCGAUUGGACCGUAAUGCACCGGAGUAUGGUGAGGGAUACAGUGACUUCAACACAAACUACAUCCAGGCUGCGGCUGCUGCCAGUGGCGGUAGUUCCGGAAGUCCUGUCGUGAAUAUUGACGGCCAUGCCGUAGCCUUGCAAGCUGGUGGUCGAGCCGAUGGUGCUGCAACCGACUAUUUCUUGCCGCUGGAUCGCCCGCUUCGUGCCUUGGAAUGCAUCCGCCAGAGCAAAUCUGUCACUCGAGGCACCAUCCAGACCCAGUGGAUCCUCAAACCGUUCGAUGAAUGCCGUCGUUUGGGUUUGACUCCCGAGUGGGAGGCGGCCGUGCGAAAGGCAGCGCCUACCGAGACCAACAUGCUCGCAGCUGAGAUUAUCUUGCCCGAGGGACCCGCAGAUGGCAAGAUUCUCGAAGGGGAUGUGUUGCUGCAGGUAAAUGGAGAGCUUUUGACCCAAUUUGUCCGUCUUGAUGACAUUUUGGACUCCAGUGUGGGCAAGACAGUCAAGUUGCUCGUGCAAAGAGGAGGAGAAAACGUUGAAGUGGAGUGUGAGGUCGGGGAUCUCCAUGCCAUCACCCCCGAUCGGUUCGUAACUGUGGCUGGAGGAACUUUCCAUGACCUUUCAUACCAGCAAUCUCGCCUUUACGCUAUUGCCACCCGUGGAGUGUACGUGUGCGAGGCAGCCGGUUCUUUCAAACUGGAGAACACGCUGUCCGGGUGGAUCAUUGAUUCCGUCGACAAGCGUCCGACUCGAAACUUGAAUGAGUUCGUCGAGGUGAUGAAGACCAUCCCUGAUCGCUCGCGAGUUGUCAUCUCCUACCGUCAUAUUCGAGACCUCCACACCAAGGGUACUAGCAUCAUCUAUGUCGACCGUCACUGGCAUCCGAAGAUGCGCCUGGCUGUUCGCAAUGAUAAAUCCGGUAUCUGGGACUUCUCGGAUCUCUCUGAUCCCAUUCCGGCCGAGCCACCCAUUCCUCGCAAGGCGGACUUCAUCCAAUUGGAUGGUGUGAGCCAGCCUGCUGCUGCUGAGAUUGUCCGCAGCUUCGUACGGGUCUCUUGCACCAUGCCUCUGAAGCUUGACGGAUACCCUCAAGCCAAAAAGACAGGUUUCGGCCUGGUGAUUGAUGCCGAGAAGGGUCUGGUCGUGGUGUCGAGAGCGAUCGUUCCCUAUGACCUUUGCGACAUCAAUAUCACAGUGGCCGAUUCGGUCAUCGUCGGUGCCAAGGUUGUCUUCCUGCACCCGCUCCAAAACUAUAGUAUUAUCCAAUAUGACCCCAAGCUCGUAAAUGCGCCUGUGCAAAGCGCCCGACUCAGCACGGACUACAUCAAGCAGGGACAGGACACUAUCUUCGUCGGUUUCAACCAGAACUUCCGCAUUGUCGUGGCCAAGACGGCCGUCACCGAUAUCACCACUGUUUCAAUUCCCGCAAAUGCGUCGGCUCCCCGCUACCGCGCCAUCAACCUGGAUGCCAUCACUGUUGAUACUGGACUCAGUGGACAGUGCACCAAUGGUGUGUUGAUCGGCGAGGACGGUGUGGUGCAGGCGCUGUGGCUAAACUACCUCGGUGAACGCACGCCCAGCUCUCACAAGGAUGUUGAGUACCACCUUGGUUUCGCCACGCCGUCAUUGCUUCCGGUCACUUCCAAGAUCCAGCAGGGCGUCACCCCCAAGCUGCGGAUCUUGAACAUGGAAAGUUAUGUCGUGCAAAUGAGCCAAGCUCGCAUUAUGGGUGUCUCUGAGGAGUGGAUUCAGAAGGUUGCGCACUCUAACCCAUCCCGACACCAACUCUUUAUGGUCCGGAAGGUUGACUGCCCGCCGGCGACUUUUACUGCCACCGAGGGCAUCGACAGCUUCCAGGAAGCCGACAUUAUCCUAACUCUGGAUGGUCAACUCAUCACCCGCGUCUCGGAGCUCGACAUGAUGUAUGAGAAGGAAGCUCUAGAUGCUUUGAUCGUCCGAAACGGUCAAGAGAUGCACAUCCGAGUUCCCACCGUUCCUACAGAAGACCUUGAGACCGACCGCGCUGUCGUCUUCUGUGGUGCUGUUUUGCAGAAGCCCCAUCACGCUGUGCGGCAACAAAUUUCCAAACUCCACAGUGAGAUCUACGUGAGCGCAAGAAGCCGCGGCUCUCCUGCCUACCACUACGGUCUCGCCCCUACCAACUUCAUCACUGCUGUCAACGGUGUCCCAACGCCCAAUCUCGAUAGCUUUGUCAAGCAAGUUCGCCAGAUCCCGGACAACACCUACUUCCGUCUUCGUGCCGUUACCUUCGACAACGUUCCGUGGGUAGUGACUAUGAAGAAGAACGAUCACUACUUCCCCAUGUCUGAGUAUCUCAAAGACCCAUCCAUCUCUGCGGGCUGGCGCACUAUCUCCCACGAUAAGUCCGGUGACAAGCUCGGCAUCUCUCCCGACGCCGCAAACCUGAACCCCGAUGCAAUGGACGAAGGCUUGGAGGGUGGAGCUAGCGACAUGGAACCCGACAUGGAAUAG
Molecule: messenger RNA, 3096 nt
Organism: Penicillium cinerascens
Lineage: Eukaryota; Fungi; Ascomycota; Eurotiomycetes; Eurotiales; Aspergillaceae
Product: putative nuclear serine protease HtrA2/Nma111
Exons: 4
Coding region: 1-3096 (1031 amino acids)
Biological process (GO): proteolysis
Molecular function (GO): protein binding; serine-type endopeptidase activity
Source: RefSeq, a predicted model, not a curated record